UAUAAGUCGUCGUGGAAUAUACUACAAAAAAGAAAAUUAAAAAUUAAGAAAAAAUUAAUCUCAAAAUAAUAUGUUUUGAUUUUGUGAUAUUUUUAAACAUUACCAUGAUUAAUUGUGCUAAACUUCAAAAUAAGCAGUGAAAUUAUUUGAAUAAAACAUAAUUUCUUAGCAAAAUAUAUAUAGCAAAUAUUAACACCAUAAUGGAUCUCUCAUGUUCCAGAUUAUCAUGUGUGAACACAAAACAAAUUUCAACAAUAAAAGUUUUAGCAUUUGGCAACCUGCUUCUCAACUAUAAUGCAAGCAUAGACGAUCCAAAUAUUUUGAGGCGCCAUAGACAGAGUUGGAACAAAUUUGAUGCGGAUGUGAAUUUUGAUAAAUUUUCAGAAAUCACAUCCGACAUAAAUAUUAAUGAGAGUCUGAAAGUUGAACUCUCCGGAUCUGCACUACGAACUGUGCGUGCCUUAAGACAACUGGGAACAGAGGCAAUAUUUUUUAGUGCAUGCGGUGAUGAUCAGGCGUCAAAAAUAAUCAGUCGGCUACUCAAAAUGGAAGAUAUGGACAGAAGUUUUCUACGAGUCCAAACUGUGGAGAAUGUUCCAACUGGACGCAGAGUAUCCUUAUCAUACAAUGACUCCAGAGCCUUGUAUACGAACUGUGGUGCUUCAGCUCAGUUUUCCGUUAAUUUCCUUGAAUUUGCAAUUAACGAUAAAAACUCGUCCAUCUUGAGGCCAGAAAAUCGUGUUCAAAUCUUCUACAUUGAAGGGUAUUUUAUUCCCAAAAGAGAAGCGGUGACCACUUUCAUUGUUCGUAGCUAUAUUCAGGGUCGUCGAUAUAUCGCCCUUAAUCUCAGUGCCGAACACAUAGUAAGGCAGAAUUUUAAUCAUUUGCUGUACAUAGUGAGUAAUGCUCUCUUUGUAUUUGGAAAUUCGGCAGAGUUUCACGAAUUCUGCGAAUGUUGGGGUGCCUCAAGUACUAGAGAAUUGGCCGAGGGCAUUGUAAAGAAUAAACAAUCGCCUAUAAUUUUUGUUAUAAACAAAGGGGCCGAUGGCAUUGAUUUGAUUAGUAACUAUUUUCGUGAAGGUUGUGCCCCUGGACCACUGACCUUUCAAACAUUCAAUGUACCACCGUCAGCUGGCGAAGACGAUCCUUCGGCCGAAGUGUCAGAUGCCUGUUUUGUGGCCGGCUUUUUGCAUGCGUGGUUGCAGAAAAAGGAAUUAAGUCAAUGCGUACGUGUGGGUUGCCACUAUGCUGCCAAGGGAGUACAGCCGGGCAGCGGAUCAGAAUCAAAACCUACAACACCGACAUAAUAUUGAGAGCGUUAAAAUUGUAUCUAAAUUAAAAUAAAUAUUCUUUAAUAUCUAUAUAGAAUGUGUUCUUCACACACUGACACACACUUUAAUAAAUUAUUUGCAAUAAAACCUUAUUGCAUUUCCCAUUA
Musca domestica (house fly) is the source of this 1438-nucleotide messenger RNA. RefSeq lists its product as uncharacterized. NCBI's taxonomy places the organism in Eukaryota, Metazoa, Arthropoda, Insecta, Diptera, Muscidae. Gene Ontology annotation, molecular function: adenosine kinase activity. Gene Ontology annotation, biological process: purine ribonucleoside salvage. The transcript has 5 exons. The record is from RefSeq and is a predicted model, not a curated record. Gene Ontology annotation, cellular component: nucleus; cytosol. The coding region runs from base 201 to 1307 and encodes 368 amino acids.